Molecule: messenger RNA, 1542 nt
Organism: Candida tropicalis MYA-3404
Lineage: Eukaryota; Fungi; Ascomycota; Pichiomycetes; Serinales; Debaryomycetaceae
Gene: ARO9
Product: aromatic-amino-acid:2-oxoglutarate transaminase
Exons: 1
Coding region: 1-1542 (513 amino acids)
Biological process (GO): aromatic amino acid catabolic process; L-tyrosine biosynthetic process
Molecular function (GO): pyridoxal phosphate binding; aromatic-amino-acid:2-oxoglutarate transaminase activity; L-2-aminoadipate:2-oxoglutarate transaminase activity
Source: RefSeq, a predicted model, not a curated record
AUGCCUACUGACCCAUCUCAUUUAAUUUCAAAACGUGCUGCUUCAAGAAGUUCAUCUCAUUUCACCAAUGCACCAGCCGGGGAAGUACCUAUCGGAUUCAAACCCCACCCAAAUCCAUUACUCUUAUCUUAUGGUAUGCCAAAUCAUGGAUUUUUCCCAAUUGAUUCUAUAGAUGUUAAUAUUGUUGAUUAUCCAUUUCAAACUACUUUAGACCAUGCCAAACCUAACGGUAGUUCAACAAGUGAUAAGAUCAAUGAUUUGAAAUCAUCAGAUUCGGAAAAUAAUCAACAUGAUUCAUUACAUACUAUUCAUAUUGAAAGAAUUCCCAAAGAUCCUAAAUUAAUGGGAUUGAAAUCAGGUUUACAGUAUGCUGCUGUUGAAGGACACCAACAAUUAUUACAAUUCACUAAAGAUUUUAUUCAACGUACACAUAAUCCAAAUUAUGAUAACUGGACAUCAUUUAUAACUAAUGGAGCCAGUGAUGGAUUAAACAAAGCAUGUGAUGCUUUAUUAGAUCCCGGUGAUGUUAUCUUGGUCGAAGAAUUCACGUUUAGUCCAUUUUUAAGAUUUCUGGAAAAUUCAGGUGCAAUUGCCAUUUCUGUUAGACUUAAUUUAAAUAAGGAGUCCGAUGGACUUGAUUUAGAUCAUUUGGUUGGAUUAUUGGAAAAUUGGAAAGAGGAACAUCCUGAAUUACCUAAACCUAAAGCAUUAUAUACUAUUGCUACAGGUCAUAAUCCAACUGGUUUUACACAAUCUUUAGAAUUUAGAAAAAAAGUAUAUGCUUUAGCUGAAAAAUAUGAUUUUGCGAUAAUUGAAGAUGAUCCUUAUGGUUAUUUGACAUUACCUACUUAUACCAAACCAGAUCUUACUAAAAAUCCAACUAGAAAUAAAAGUGAUAUCACUGUUGAUGAUUAUUUAAAAAAUCAUUUGACUCCUUCAUAUCUUGAAUUAGAUACUACCGGAAGAGUCAUCAGGGUAGAAACAUUUUCUAAAUUGUUUGCUCCGGGUUUAAGAUUAGGUUUUGUCAUUGCUCAUGUUAAAAUCAUUGAAGCUAUUAAAAACUACAGUGAAGUUAUCAAUCGAGGAGCGCUGGGAUUAACUCAAACUAUAGUUAACAACGUCAUCCAAGAUAAUUUCAAAGGAGUUGAAGGAUGGUUAGAAUGGAUUUUGAAAAUGAGAUCUAACUAUGCUUAUAGAAAGGAUUUAUUAUUAUAUUCCAUAUUUGAAAGUGAAGCCUACAAGAAAGGAUAUGUUGAUGUAAUUGAUCCAAAAGCUGGUAUGUUUGUUACAUUUUUAAUUAAUUUACCUCCUGAUGUAGAUGUAUUAGCAAAAAUGAAGUUAUUAUUAUGGAAAUUAAUUUCCUAUGGAGUUCUGGUUGUUCCGGGAUAUAACAUGACUGUUGAUCAAGAAUAUAGUAAAGCAAGAAGUAAUUUCUUUAGAUUGUGUGUUGCCAUUGCUAAUAAUGAAGAUGAGAUAUUAGAAAGUGGCAAGAGAUUAACUGAUGGUGUCCUUGAAUUCUUCAACAACGGUUUAGAAUAUUGA